GGCAGCCCCGGUGGUGGCGGCGGCGGCGGCAGGCGAGGAGAGGGAGGCAUCGUGGGAAGGUCGGGACCCAGCCCUUGUCCCGCCGCCGCCGCGGGAGACGCGACGGGCGAGUAGCGGCGUCUGGGCGAGUAAGAGCCCCACGGGGGUGUUGGCCUUGCGCGCGGUUGGUUUUCCUUCGGUACAGCCCAGUCGGGGCUCAGCGUGGGGACUCAUCGGCUUGUGGUCACCAUGGCUGCAGUGGAUCGUUUCUACCUCAUGUACAGAGAGAUCAGUCGUUCCUGCAGCUUUUACAUAGAGGCCCUGGCUAUAGUUGGAGCUUGGUACACAGUCAGGAAGUGUGCCUCUCUUGCCUUUGACACUUACAGCAUGCUCAGGUUGCACGUGGUUCCAAAGCUGGGCGGUGAGAUCGACCUUGUCAAGCAGUAUGGAAAAUGGGCCGUGGUCACUGGUAGCACAGAUGGCAUAGGGAAGGCAUAUGCUGAGCAACUGGCAAAGCGUGGUGUCAACAUCAUCUUAAUCAGCCGGAACAAAGAGAAGCUGGAGGCUGUAUCUAGGAGCAUAUCUGAAACCUAUAAAGUCGAAACAGAUUUCAUAGUAGCUGACUUCAGCAAGGGGCGUGAGCCUUACCCAGCCAUUAAGGAGGCUCUGAAAGAUAGAGAAAUUGGGAUUUUGGUGAAUAACGUGGGAAUAUUUUAUCCCUACCCGGACUAUUUUACCAAUGUGUCUGAGGAGUUGUUGUGGGACAUGAUACACAUAAAUAUUGCUUCUGCUAACAUGAUGAUACAUAUUGUGCUGCCAGGCAUGGUAGAGAAGAGGAGAGGGGCAAUUGUGAAUGUUUCUUCUGCAUCCUGUUGUCAGCCAACACCAAUGCUGACCAUCUAUGGAGCCUCUAAAACCUACUUGGACUAUUUCAGUAGAGCACUACAUUAUGAAUAUGCCUCUAAAGGAAUUUUUGUUCAGAGUUUAACUCCAUUCGUAAUUGCUACAAAAAUGGUGGCAUGCAGCAGCACAACAUCAAAGAGAUCUUUCUUUUUUCCUUCUGCUGAAGAGUAUGCAAGUCAUGCCAUUUCGACUCUUGGGUUAUCUACAAGGACCACUGGCUACUGGAAGCAUGCAAUAAAGUUCACGCUGGGUGAACGCCUACCUGAAUGGAUCUGGGCAUGGUUUGCACAGUAUUUUGGCAGAAUUAUACGCAAGGAAGCUUUAACGUGCAAAGUGAAAUAGGAACAUUCAGAUGUCCUGCAUAUUGAGUUUUGUAUUUUGAUCCCAGUGCUGCAACAAUGUUCAGUGACACUCAGUGGAUGUACUGUACCUUAUGUAUACCUUAGAAAUCAGAACCCCUCUCAGUAUCAUUGUAUUAAAUAACUUCUCUGCCCCUUCAUGUUUUAUUUAAAAACACCUGUUUGUUUCCUGUGAUAAUAAAACAACUUCCUAAGGUUUU
Calypte anna (Anna's hummingbird) is the source of this 1441-nucleotide messenger RNA. It is a transcript of the gene HSDL1, whose product is annotated as hydroxysteroid dehydrogenase like 1. Gene Ontology annotation, molecular function: oxidoreductase activity. The record is from RefSeq and is a predicted model, not a curated record. Bases 229 to 1224 code for a protein of 331 amino acids. The transcript has 5 exons. NCBI's taxonomy places the organism in Eukaryota, Metazoa, Chordata, Aves, Apodiformes, Trochilidae.